UCCUCUCCUUUUGAAUUCCUUCUACCAGGAAUUUGCCAGGAGGGAAAUGGAGCAUCCUACCGAGGGACAGCCUCUAUAACUGUAACAGGCAAGACUUGUCAACGCUGGGACAGUCAGACACCCCAUGGACACGGCUUCACACCUGAUAAUCACCCAUCUGCCGGAUUGGAGCAUAACUACUGCCGGAAUCCUGACCGCGGCUGGACCUGGCUUUGGUGCUACACUACAGAUCCCAUCACUAGAUGGGAGAAUUGUGACGUACCAGCAUGUGAUCUUGACACAAAAACAGCCUGCGAGGGUCGCACCGCACAGCUGUCUUGCUCGGACAGAAAGACGCUUUUGAUCGUGGCCGCCAACUACGGCCGCACGUCCGCCACCCACCCCUGUUUCUGCGGCUCCAACUUUUGCACCAACUGCCGCUCAGACAACAGCCUGUCUGUCGUGAGGGCCGCCUGUCAGGGCAAUCAGCAGUGCACGGUGACAGCGAGCAAUGGCGUUUUCGGUGACCCCUGUCACGGGGUAGGGAAGUACUUGGAGGUAUCAUACCGCUGUAUCACAGUCUGGCGUAUCUGGGCCAAGCAGGGCCCAGGUGUUGCACAAGACUGUCCCUCCACCUCGUACAGGGCCGUCCUCUGCGUCUCCUCCAUUCCCGGGGUGUCCACUCAGUGGCUCUUAGUGUCCAUCUGUUGUCUUGUAGUCUAG
Messenger RNA from Branchiostoma belcheri (Belcher's lancelet), 702 nucleotides. Its product is annotated as plasminogen-like. The record is from RefSeq and is a predicted model, not a curated record. The transcript is spliced from 3 exons. Gene Ontology annotation, molecular function: endopeptidase activity; carbohydrate binding; signaling receptor binding. Lineage: Eukaryota; Metazoa; Chordata; Leptocardii; Amphioxiformes; Branchiostomatidae. The annotation marks the transcript as partial.